Molecule: messenger RNA, 4154 nt
Organism: Cricetulus griseus (Chinese hamster)
Lineage: Eukaryota; Metazoa; Chordata; Mammalia; Rodentia; Cricetidae
Source: RefSeq, a predicted model, not a curated record
GGAACUGGUACCAGCCUUUCGGUGUGCUGUGCUGCCAUUGUGGCUACAGGGAGCUGAGCAGAGAAAAUGAGCGACCUGGGAAACCACAACAGGAAAGUGGUGACCUAUGAUGAUGUGCAUAUCAACUUCACUUGGGAGGAGUGGGCUUUGCUGAAUCCUUCUCAGAAGAAUCUCUACAAAGAUGUGAUGCGGGAGACCUACAGAAACCUCACUAGUAUAGGAUACAGUUGGGAAGACUAUCAUAUUGAAGAAUAUUGGCAACAUUCUGGAAGAUAUGAAAGGAAAGAAAGAAGUCAAACUGGAGAGAAACCUUCUGUAUAUGCUCACUGUGUUAAAGCCUUUGCAUAUGACACUCAUCUUCCAAGUUAUGAAGGAACUCAUACUGGAAAGAAACCUUAUGAAUGUAAUCAGUGUGGUAAAGCAUUUGCAUACCACUAUAAUCUGCAAAUUCAUGAAAGUACACAUACUGGAGCGAAACCCUAUGAAUGUAAUCAAUGUGGCAAAGCCUUUGCACAACCCCAUGAUCUGCAAAUUCAUGAAAAGAGACAUACUGGAGAAAAACCCUUUGAAUGUCAUCAUUGUGGUAAACCAUUUGCCUAUCGCAGUCACCUGCUAAUGCAUGAGAGGACACAUACUGGAGAGAAACCCUAUGAAUGUAAUCAUUGUGGUAAAGCAUUUGCACGACGCAGUCACCUGCAAAUUCAUGAAAGGAAACAUACAGGGGAGAAGCCCUAUGUAUGUAAUCAGUGUGGUAAAGCCUUUGCAUACCCCUAUAAUCUGCAGAUGCAUGAAAGGACACAUACGGGAGAGAAACCCCAUGAAUGUAAUCAUUGUGGUAAAGCCUUUGCUAGGCACAGUUGUCUUCUUAAACAUAAAAGAACACAUACUGGAGAGAAGCCUUAUGAAUGCACUCUGUGUGGCAAAGCCUUUGCAACUCAUAAUACUCUUCAAAGGCAUAAAAUGAGACAUAGGGGAGACAAACCCUAUAUAUGUAAUCAGUGUGGCAAAGGCUUUGCACAACCCCAUGGUCUGCAAAUUCAUGAAAAGAGACAUACUGGAGAAAAAACCUUUGAAUGUCAUCAUUGUGGUAAAGCAUUUACACGACGCAGUCAGCUGCAAAUGCAUGAACGGAUACAUACUGGAGAGAAACCCUAUGAAUGUAAUCAUUGUGGUAAAGCCUUUGCUAGGCACAGUUGUCUUCAUAAACAUAAAAGAACACAUACUGGAGAGAAGCCCUAUGAAUGUACUCUGUGUGGCAAAGCCUAUACUAGUAACAAAAGUUUGAAAAAGCAUAAAAGAACACAUACUGUAGAGAAACCCUAUUCAUGUAAUCAGUGUGGUAAAGCCUUUGAAAGGCCAAGUACUCUUCAAAUGCAUAAAAGAGCCCACACUGGAGAGAAAACCUAUGAAGGUAAUCAGUGAUGUAAAGCCUUUAAAUAUAACAGUCAUCUGAAGAGGCAUAAAAGAACCCAUGCUGGAGAAAAAUUCUGUGAAUAUAAUUAGUGUGGUAAAGCCUUUGCAUGUCAUAAUACACUUCAAAGGCAUAAAAGAUCCCAUACAUGAGAGAAUUCCUGUGAAUACAAUCAGCAUAGUAAAGCUUUUGCAUGCCCCAGUCUCCUGUAAAUGCAUGAAAGUCAUGUCACAGUAGUCUCCAGCUACAUAAGAGAAUCCGUAGUAGAGAGAAAUUCUAUGAAUGUAAUUAAUGUAGUAAAACCUUUACAGUUCACAGUAGUUUUCAGUGUCAUAAAAGAACACAUAAUGGAGAGAAACCCUAUCUAUGAUUGUAAUCAGUGUGCUAAAACCUUGGCAUGUAUUAGUAGUCUGCAAAAUCAUGAGACAUUUAUCAUCCUGCAGAGAAAGUAUGCCUUUGCAUAUAACAGUAGUCUUUGAAUGCCUGAGAAAGAUCCUGAGCCUCCUUAUUAUCAAGAAGUUGGAUCUUUUACCAACACACUUACAUUCAGUACAAUGAGAGUGUUUAUUCUGUAGAAAAUAAUUUGAUAGUGUAAAAAAUCAAUUCAAGCAUCAUGAUGGCUUUGUAUAUUGUUUGCAUCAGCAAACUCAUGAAAAAAAUGAAUUUGUGAAUCCUUCUGUGCAGGGUAAAAGAGCCAGCAAAAGAAACACACUGGCCCUGAAAUCAGAGCAAGUGAAGUACACACAUUUUGGCCCUGAAAUCAGAGCCAAAGAAACGCUCCCUGAACCUCAAACCAGAGCCAAAGAAACACAGUUUGGCCUUAUAACCAGAGCCAAACAUAUUCUUUCCUUGACAAACUGAGCACAAAAUCAACCAAUCUCUGGGCUCAAAAAUCAAACAAUCCCUGAUAAUCAAAUAUAGCCAAUCUCUCAGCUUCUUUAAGCUCAGUGUUUGAAGUCCCACCAAUUUCUGCCCUGAAAACCUCCAAGGAAAACCUGUGACCCUAAGAAGGCCUGUGCCUGUCAGGUGGUAGAAGCCCAUUUCCACACUGGCAGAGACAGCUGCUCUCCUGGAUUCCUCCCUCCCAAGUAAAUCUCUUGAAUGAGAGCUUGGGUGAAGACUUUCUUUCCCAAGACUGGAGCAGAAACUCUAAUGGUGUGGAGCAGAGAAGCAAUAGACACCUGUGUUCGGAACCUCCCUUAGAGAAUGAAACACAGGUAACAACUUCUUGCUGGAGCCAGAGGAGGCUGCUAUAUUUUUGCAGUGGUUUCCCCCUUGGUUGAUUGAAGCAGAGGACUACCAAUUUGGGCUGGAGCUGAAAAGAAAUGGACAUCUUGAUUGAGAAACUCUAGUGAAGUGGAGCAGAGAAGCAAUAGACACUUCUGCUGGGAAACUGUUAGCCAAGUAGAUCCAAGUCCAGGAUACCUUCCCAUAAAAGCUGUGGGUAUAACCUGAUUUCUGACAGUCAUGAUACAUUUUUCUUCAGAGCUCAAUUUAUCCAGAAUACCUUCCCUCCACAGUCUGGUAAAGCCUGACUUCCCUAAAUUCAGGAUUCCUUUCUCCUCACGGCUGUAGGUAAUCAGGAUAUCUUCCCUUCACUACUUCCAACAGUCAGGGUAUCUUUCUUUUCAGAGCUGAAAGUAUCCAGGCAACCUUGGCUCCACAGCAUCAGGUACAGCCUGACUUUCCAACAUAGUACUUUUUUUCCUAAUAGCUGUAGGUACAUUCCCUUCAUAGCUGUAGGUAUAGCUGAACUUCUGACACUCAGGGUACCCUCACCCCCUACAGAGCUGUAAUAUUUACACUAUGAUAACACCAACUUAGAAGGAUUGAUUUCUCUGACUUCAAGCCUGCAUGCUUGGUUUCUGUUACAUGAACCAAUUCAUGAUAAGAAAACUUUGUAAGUAAGCCAUUAGGUGCCUCAACCCUGUGUUAUAGGAAUGAAUGCUUACAAGGGAAAAACUUUCAUGAGUGAAAAUUUGUUUGUUUAAAGAAUUGUUUUAAUAUUAACCAUGUUGUUAGUCUGUGUUUGUGUGGGUAUGGGAGUGUACAUGCAACUUCCUGAGAAUGUUAGACCCUUGGUUCUUGUUAUAGCAGGGAUUACAGAAAGUUGUCAAAAAUCAGUCCUUGACCCUGGGAAUGAACAUAACUUAACUGCCCAUGUCUUUUGUACUGUAAAUAGGUUAAAGCUUAUCUAUACCAUUUUGAAGUCAUGAAAUAGGGAUAAUCUCAUACAAGAGAAAAAUUCUGUUCCUGUAAAGGAUUUGUUAAUACUUAUACAUCACAGUUGUCUUUACCCUCAACAAAAUAAAAUCUUAUUCAUUUCUUUUUAAUGGCAGCCUUGAAGGUAGUAAAUUAAAGUAAGUGUGUCUGUGAAAGGGUGGUGGGUUGUUGUUCCUGGUUUUGUUUUUUAAUGUUUUCAGAAAUUCCCUUGAGAUUCUGUUGUUUGUUAUUCAUCUUGGCUUGGAUUUCAGUAAUGAUUUAGGGAUACAUUUGAACUCAGUGAUCCUCAUAUGUCUGCCUCCAGAGAAAAAGUCCAAGGGUAGAUGAUAUACUGUACCCAUUGUGUGCUGUUUUGUCAACAAAAUUUAAAAAUGUUAAUAUCAAAAUGUUUAAUUUAAGAGCAUAUAAAAAACAUUAAAUACUUCAUGUGUAUUCAAAGCAGUAUUUUUAUUUAUCUGAUAGAGAUGUAAUAAAGGAGGAUAAUCAGCAAUCAACUGCGUAUCUCACACCAUGCAUUGAU